AUGCUGCUGCAUGUUUUCAGACGGCAAUGGAAACAACGAAGACUGGAUUACAAGAUGUUAUUGUACCAACUCCACAAGGAUCUACAAUUUGCCUCUAGAUUCCUUAGCCGUCCGAUAUUUGAUGAGGGCGAGUGGUUGCCUACAGUGUUGAAGCCUCUUUGGGACGUGGCCGCUCCAUAUAUGCCCAUAAAUCCCGAAGAAGAACUGGAUCAUGCUAUUAUAGAAGACAAGACCGUCUCGUUUUGGUUCACAAAAAGCCGGCCGACGCUCAAGUACAAAAAGAUCCAGAAUACUGAUAGUGAGAGGCUUCCACCUCUGCCGCUGGUACAGACCUCUGCUGUGUCACUCGCGUUCCACUGCCACGGCCGGAUGAUUAGUUACUAUCUGGACAGCGAGGAGCAGCCCAAACGUGAUAGCCUAACUGACAUGGCUAAAGCCUACCUUUAUGCUCACAAAGCCCUCGCACCGGCAUCGGCGCAACUCCUAAGAUGGAAAAAUUACAAUCCACGAAUCAUGGGUGUGCCCAUUGAUGACAACUGCCGACUUUUGAAUGCGCUAGGGUACGCCAUAGACCAGUGUGAGAUAUUUUCAGCACGAGGCGUGGGGAACAAGUAUCUGAACGCGAGGAUGUGGGAUCUGAAAGUGAUUCUCCAGGGGUUUUCGUACGAAGAACCCCUUCCAUCUCAAGGGUCGGUCUGGUUUGAGGAGAUGGUACUCAGCUAUCAGUUGGGCGAAGAACUCCAGAGACCCCUGAAUGACCUCAGCCCAGCAUCCCGGUGA
Cladophialophora psammophila CBS 110553 is the source of this 780-nucleotide messenger RNA. RefSeq lists its product as uncharacterized. Bases 1 to 780 code for a protein of 259 amino acids. The transcript has 2 exons. The record is from RefSeq and is a predicted model, not a curated record. NCBI's taxonomy places the organism in Eukaryota, Fungi, Ascomycota, Eurotiomycetes, Chaetothyriales, Herpotrichiellaceae.